Molecule: messenger RNA, 1161 nt
Organism: Metarhizium album ARSEF 1941
Lineage: Eukaryota; Fungi; Ascomycota; Sordariomycetes; Hypocreales; Clavicipitaceae
Exons: 1
Coding region: 1-1161 (386 amino acids)
Source: RefSeq, a predicted model, not a curated record
AUGGGUGUCAAGGCUCGGAACCCCAUACUCCCGUCAACAAGCUUGCCCUGCUUGCGGGGAUCGACUGCGUUGAGCGCUGCUCAGAUCGGGGCCGCGUUACGCAAUUUGCACAGGCUGUACUGCCCGUUGCCAACGUCGCUGGACUUUCACACAGUCAGCAAGAGCCGGCUGACAGCCCCAGACUCCGGCUAUGCUUCAGAAGCCGACAUUGACGACGACGACUCGCCCGAGCUGAUGAGGCGUGACGAGUUUGAGCGCGAGUUUGCGAGGCGUUGGUUGACGCGGUUCAUCGGUCGUGCCUCCGAGCUCUCGCUGGAUGAGAGCAUCUCGGACCCUUUCGUGGAUGAGGCAUGCUCAAUCCUCGGCUUCUUAAGCCAUCGGGUAGAGGAUGAGCCAGUUGGGGUUGAACAUCUCGGAAUGACGCGGGAAUUCGCCUUCUCGUUCGAAAAUGAGGACACUGCAAAGAUCCGUGUCGAAUUGUACGAUACCCCGAUGCAGACCGGAGAAGACCACACAGACGUCGGACUGCAAACUUGGGGUGCAUCCAUCGCUCUGUCGGAGAAGAUAGCCAAGGAACCGGAACUCUUCCGCUUCACCGACGACGUCCUCUCUUCGUCCAGCCGAAUCGUCGAGCUUGGCGCAGGAACUGGACUCGUCAGCUUGUUCUUGUCGAGACUCAUGCCUCACAUCACCGAGGCUCGCCCGGCCAUUUUCGCAACGGACUACCACCCCACCGUCUUGUCAAACCUUGGAGCCAACAUCAGCUCGCACAUGUCUAAAACGCCCAACGCAGCUCCGAUUCAAGCAUGUCAUCUCGAUUGGUCCGCUCCGUCGCUGGAUGCGCCUCUCGACGUCCCAGCAGACAUGCUCAUGGCCGCUGACGUGACAUAUGCCCCGGAACACGCUGUUUGGCUGCGAGACUGCGCCAGCUUGCUUCUCGGCGAUGGGGGAGUCUUUUGGCUAAUGGUCUCACAGAGACCGAAUGGAAAGUUUGCUGGAAUCAGCGACACUGUUGAGGAAGCCUUCCAAGACAAAGAGCGAUGCAGACGGCGGGACGGCAAAGUGCUAACCAUCGCAUCUGUGCAGCAGGUUGCAAAGAAGGGCGAAGUUGGGCGAGCAGACGAAAUCGGAUACAAGCUGUUCGAAAUAAGCUGGUCGUGA